AUGGAGUACGGGCGCUUCAGAGAGAGAAGGGAGCCAGAAUAUCCGUCCAUCUUCGAGAUCUUUCCCUGUCAACCGACUCCAGGACCUGCUCCUCGCAUCAAGAAUGAAGAGAAUAGUAAGAACGAUACUCGGAAGGACGGCCGUGCAGAGGGCCAUGCUGUUGGGCGCGUCAAGAAGAGAAAGGCAGCCGAAGAAAUACCACCGUCUGAUGACCGCGAGCGCAAACACAAUGAACAGCGUCGCCGUCGCCGCAAGAGACGCGAUAAUAAACUGGUCGAAGCACCGCAGGAGGGCCCUGCUGGGGUCCACGUUAUUGGGCGCUUCAAAGUGAAUAAGAUCAUAGAAGAUAAUCCUCCGUUGAAGGAUCAAGACAGCGACCUGACUACAGAAAGAGAGAUUUUCCCCAAGGAACGAGAUGUAAUACUGGUCGAUGCGGCGCAGGAGGGCCCCACUGAGGUGGACGGUGCCAAGAUGGACCAAGAGGAAGAGAGAAUAGCUGAGUCUCUCGUGGAUGCUGUCAAGAUAGAACAAGAGGAGGAGGAAGUAGCUGAGUCUCUCGUGGAUGCUGUCAAGAUAGAACAAGAGGAGGAGAGAGUAGCUGAGUCUCUCGUGGAUGCUGUCAAGAUAGAACAAGAGGAGGUGAGAGUAGCUGAGUCUCUCGUGGAUGCUGUCAAGAUAGAACAAGAGGAGGAGAGAGUAGCUGAGUCUCUCGUGGAUGCUGUCAAGAUAGAACAAGAGGAGGAGAGAGUAGCUGAGUCUCUCGUGGAUGCUGUCAAGAUAGAACAAGAGGAGGAGAGAGUAGCUGAGUCUCUCGUGGAUGCUGUCAAGAUAGAACAAGAGGAGGAGAGAGUAGCUGAGUCUCUCGUGGAUGCUGUCAAGAUAGAACAAGAGGAGGAGAGAGUAGCUGAGUCUCUCGUGGAUGCUGUCAAGAUAGAACAAGAGGAGGAGAGAGUAGCUGAGUCUCUCGUGGAUGCUGUCAAGAUAGAACAAGAGGAGGAGAGAGUAGCUGAGUCUCUCGUGGAUGCUGUCAAGAUAGAACAAGAGGAGGAGAGAGUAGCUGAGUCUCUCGUGGAUGCUGUCAAGAUAGAACAAGCCUGUCAAGAGCUGGAGGAGGAGGAACACGAGAGUCUCCUGGGUGCUGCCCAGAUGGGUGAAGCAUGUGGAGAGAUUGAGGAAGGGGCAGAUGAUGGUCUCGUGGAUGCUGCUGAGACUGACCCAGUGUGUGGAGAUGAGGAGGAAGGGGCAGCUGACAGGGUAGUGAAUGAUGCCAGGAUGGAAGAAGCCCAUCAAGAUUUAGAGGAGGAGGCGGCUGAGAGUCUCAUGGGUGCUGCCAAAAUGGGUGAAGCUUGUGCAGAGAUUGAAGAAGGGGAAGAUGAGGGUCUCGUGUAUGCUGCUGAGAUCGGCGUAGCAUGUGGAGAUGAGGACGAAGAGGCAGCUAAGGGCCUCGUGAAUGCAGCCAUGAAGGAACAAGCCAGUAACGAUUUAGAGGAGGAGGCAGCCGAGGGUGUCAUGGGUGCUAUCAAGAUGUGUGAAGCGUUUGGAGAGACUGAGGAAGGGGCAAAUGAGGGUGUCGUGGACGUUUCUGAUAUUGACCCAGCAUUUGGAGAUGAGGAGGAAGGGGCAGCUGAGCGUGUAGUGAAUGCUGAAAGGAUGGAAGAAGCCCAUCAAGAUUUAGAGGAGGAGGCAGCUGAAUGUCUCAUGGGUGCUGCUAAGAUGUGUGAAGCGUCUGGAGAGACUGAGGAAGGGGCAAAUGAGGGUGACGUGGACGUUUCUGAUAUUGACGCAGCAUGUGGAGAUGAAGAGGAAGGGGCAACUGAGAGUGUAGUGAAUGCUGAAAGGAUGGAAGAAGCCCGUCAAGAUUUAGAGGAAGAGGUAACUGAAAGUCUCUUGGGUGCUGCCAAGAUGUGUGAAGCGUUUGGAGAGACUGAGGAAAGGGCAAAUGAGGGUGUCGUGGACGUUUCUGAUAUUGGCCCAGCAUGUGGAGAUGAGGAGGAAGGGGCAGCUGAGACUGUAGUAAAUGCUGAAAGGAUGGAAGAAGCCCAUCACGAUUUAGAGGAAGAGGUAACUGAAAGUCUCUUGGGUGCUGUCAAGAUGUGUGAAGCGUUUGGAGAGACUAAGGAAGAGGCAAAUGAGGGUGUCGUGGAUGUUUCUGAUAUUGACCCAGGAUCUGGAGAUGAGGAGGAAGGGGCAGCUAAGGGCCUCCUGAAUGCUGUCAUGAUGGAACAAGCCUAUAAAGAUUUAGGAAAGGAGGCAGCCGAGAGUCUUAUGGGUGUUGCCAAGAUGGAGGAAGUCCAUGUAGAGGUGGUGGAACGGGCAGCUGAGAGACCCUGUAGCCAACCCUCGGGUGCCGCUUGCAACCACUGA
Molecule: messenger RNA, 2364 nt
Organism: Schistocerca cancellata (South American locust)
Lineage: Eukaryota; Metazoa; Arthropoda; Insecta; Orthoptera; Acrididae
Product: enolase-phosphatase E1-like
Exons: 4
Coding region: 1-2364 (787 amino acids)
Source: RefSeq, a predicted model, not a curated record